AUGGGCCAGAGCAACAAUGUGACGGUAUUUAUUCUCCUGGGACUCACGCAGGAUUCUGAAACUCAAAAAGCUUUAUUUGCUGUGUUUUUGAUCAUCUACUGUGUGACGAUGGUGGGUAACCUGCUCAUUGCCCUAACUGUUACUAGCAGCCCCUCUCUGGGUUCCCCCAUGUACUUCUUCCUCACAUUUCUGUCACUCAUGGACGCUAUUUAUUCCACGACCGUUACCCCUAAAAUGAUUAUCGAUUUCCUCUGUGAAAAAAAGACCAUUUCCUUCUCCCUGUGCAUGAGCCAGCUCUUUAUACAGCAUUUAUUUGGUGGGGCCGAGGUCUUUCUUCUGGUAGCCAUGGCCUAUGAUCGCUAUGUGGCCAUCUGUAAACCCCUGCACUACCUGAUAAUUAUGAACCGAAGGGUUUGCGUUCUGAUGCUGUUGGUGUCCUUGGCCGGAGGUUUUUUGCACUCUUUGGUCCAACUGCUCUCUGUGUACCAUCUUCCCUACUGUGGCUCCAACGUCAUUGAUCACUUCAUGUGUGACAUGUAUCCAUUGCUGGAGCUUGCUUGCACGGACACUUCCUUCAUAGGUAUCACUGUGAUUGCCAAUGGUGGCGCUAUCUGCACAGUCGUCUUUAUCUUUCUAGUCCUCUCUUAUGGUGUCAUCCUAAACUCCCUGAAGACUCACAGCAAGGAAGGGAGGCGCAAAGCUCUGUCCACUUGCAGCUCUCACAUCACCGUGGUUGUCCUCUUUUUUGUGCCCUGUAUUUCCAUGUAUGCUAGACCCGUUUCCAAUUUUCCCAUUGACAAAUCUGUGACUGUGCUUUAUACAAUUAUUACUCCCUUGCUGAACCCUCUAAUAUACACUCUGAGAAAUUCUGAGAUGAAAAAUGCCAUGAGAAAGCUCUGGGGUUCAAAGUUCACUACAGCUAAAUUAAGAAUGUGUGCGUGUAUUGAAUGUGCAAUUUGUAAUUCUAAAGCAGCUUGA
This is a messenger RNA of Elephantulus edwardii (Cape elephant shrew), 978 nucleotides long. Its product is annotated as olfactory receptor 4A15-like. The transcript has a single exon. Gene Ontology annotation, molecular function: G protein-coupled receptor activity; olfactory receptor activity. Lineage: Eukaryota; Metazoa; Chordata; Mammalia; Macroscelidea; Macroscelididae. Gene Ontology annotation, biological process: G protein-coupled receptor signaling pathway. Gene Ontology annotation, cellular component: membrane. The coding region runs from base 1 to 978 and encodes 325 amino acids. The record is from RefSeq and is a predicted model, not a curated record.